This is a messenger RNA of Pisolithus orientalis, 1205 nucleotides long. Its product is annotated as class I glutamine amidotransferase-like protein. Gene Ontology annotation, cellular component: nucleus; cytosol. Bases 1 to 840 code for a protein of 279 amino acids. The transcript has 5 exons. The record is from RefSeq and is a predicted model, not a curated record. NCBI's taxonomy places the organism in Eukaryota, Fungi, Basidiomycota, Agaricomycetes, Boletales, Pisolithaceae.
AUGGCCCCUCCACAUUUUCGAUUAGCAAUUCUAGAGUGCAGUCGACCAGUUCCUCCUACUCUUGGCACAUACGGACAGGUCUUUCAGACCUGGUUGGAGGCAGCCCUUGAGGCCGUCAAUGCUUCAAGGAUCGUGACAUUCACCCUCGACGGCUACGAUGUGGUGAACGAGAUGAAAUACCCUCCUGAUGACAUCGAGUACCAUGGUGUGCUCAUUAGCGGAUCCCCAUCUUCGGCGUACGGAGACUUGGAGUGGAUCAAUAGACUCAUCGCAUACACCAAACGCAUCAUUGCAGAGAAGCCCAACACGAGGCUGUUUGGAAUUUGUUUCGGUCAUCAAAUCAUUGCGAGAGCUCUAGGUGGGACAUGUACACCCAAUGACGGCAAGUGGGAGGUCGCAGUCACUACUGUUCAACUUACAUCCCUUGGGAAGUCCAUAUUCGGGAAGGAGGAACUGGACCUGCAACAAGUACACCGGGAUCACGUCCCCACCGUCCCCUCAGGUUGUCACCUACUCGGGUCGACCGCCAUCACUCCCAACCAUGGCUAUGUCAUGUUCGACUCCAAGUCAACUCCCUCUGCGGAAUCACUUGUAUCCGAGUCACCCAGCAUAUCACUAACAUCUAUCCACAUACUUACCGUGCAGGGUCACCCAGAAUUUACUCCGAUGAUUGUGCAUGCGGUAUUGGAUUCACGCGCGAAGCUUUUUGGAGAAGCUGUUACCCGCGACGCACGAACACGAGCUGAUGGAAUACCUGGAAAACCUCGUUCCGAUGGAAGGCCUUGUGAUGGCGUCGGCGUCGUUGGGAGAACCAUUUGGGGUAUUUUGGGAGUCGCCUAGAACAUAACCUUUUAGAUAGUGUCAGUAGCUGCAUUUACGCGGUCGCGCAGGUACAACCUAGGGGUGUGAGGGUUAUGCGCUAAACUUGCCAAACGAAAUGGGUAGUUAGAUGACUUACCGACACUGCUAAGACGGUACUGACUAUAGUAACACGAGAAAUUGCUAGUUCCGAUUUUGUGCACAACACUGGGGUAUCCUGCGAAGCAAAAGCUGAUCCGCCGAAGGCUCAACGCCAUGGCUCCAACUGGAUGGUAGAGAUAGAGUGAGAAAAAGAACCAAAGCCAAUGAAGAUACAAGUCAUGUUUUGAAAAUUACAAUGAGGAUUAACAGUACGAGAAUGAGAAGAACGAUUAUCACUGUUGAAC